This is a messenger RNA of Peronospora farinosa, 303 nucleotides long. The record is from the annotation of a GenBank genome assembly. Lineage: Eukaryota; Oomycota; Peronosporomycetes; Peronosporales; Peronosporaceae.
AUGAACAAGCAGGCCCGAGAGCUGAGCAAGGUGAGUGAAGCCAAAGUGACAGAGCUGACUAGUCCAAUGAGCCAAGUCUUAUCUGCUGAUGUAGCCGACAAACUUUUCUUCAUCUCGUUCGCUCAGAGUUUUUGCGAUAAGACAAGCGACGCCAUGACGAUACAACGCCUAGUCGCAGACUCGCACUCGCCCGCGCGGUGGCGCAUUAACGGAGCUGCAAGGAAUUCGCGCGACUUUGCACGCGUGUUCUCGUGUCCCACUAGCUCGCCCAUGAACCCGAAGACAAAGUGUCAGCUAUGGUAG